Corylus avellana is the source of this 1213-nucleotide messenger RNA. NCBI's taxonomy places the organism in Eukaryota, Viridiplantae, Streptophyta, Magnoliopsida, Fagales, Betulaceae. The record is from RefSeq and is a predicted model, not a curated record.
UAUUUUACCCAAAACGAGGGCCCUGCUUUGUAUCACCUAACCCUUUCAGGCGCAAGAUGGUCUCAAUCCAUGGCUGGUAUAUGGCCUCACAGUCAACCAAACAGAUCAAUGUUCAAACCUCACGGAUGAGUCAAGAGAGGAACUCCUUGGCUUAAGAAGCUGCGUGAGCGUCUUCUCAGUCCCAAAUUUCUGACAUAGAUAUAUCGUACAUAUAUUCUAUAUGCCUUUUUCCUUCUCAUACAUCAACUUGCCCACUUAGAACAAAGAUUGUAACAGCCAAUAGCAGUACACAGGGGAUGAUGAAGAAGAUGACCGUUUAGGGUUUUUAGAAUACUCUGAAAUAGCCACUGCUUUUAUUUUCACUCUGGGACGCGCCUCAGCUGUGGCCAUGGCUCAAGGUUAUGCUUCUCACCCUAGCUAGCCUAUGGCUCUUUUUGUGGAAUCAGAUAAUACUUAAUUUGACCUUUCCUUAAAGGAAUACAACAAGAUUUAUUACUUCAUGGCUCGGAAAGGUAAUCAACAGAAGAAUGGGUUAGAUCACCAUACAUUAAACCACAAAAGAAGAGGUUCAGCUUCAGGGGGUAAUCCAACAAAUACGAAAGGGCGCGGAAAAGCAUGUGAAGUGAAGGUUUUUCCAGGAGAAGAACUCCCAAACAGUAACCAGCCAAGCAAGUUUGGAGAGACUGUGAGUAAAACCAAUUAUGCAUUAGAUGAGAACCAAAGUGAAAAAAAAUCUGAGAACCUUUCAGGGACAGAGAAGCAAGGGAUGGAUGCAAUGCGAGGUCCAGAGCAACCAAUGUCUUCUGGGAGUGAUUUAGGGGAUUGCAUUGGAAAUAUGGAAACUUCAACUGAACAAGAAAAUGGGAUGCUACAUGGGACUAACCAAGGUGGAAAACAUACAAAAAGUAGCCUGCCAUUCUCGCUUAAUGGUUUGAAUAUUAGAAAUGUGAUAGAAAAUGUUGAGUUUUCAGAUAAUUUGGUGGUUAGAAGUGUGAGAGCGUCAGCGUUAUCAGUCUUAAAGGCAGCUAGUGAAUGGCUAGAUAGGCAAAGACCGUUGUUUGUAACUCUAACAACCAAAAUACUGAAUGCGCGUGACUAUGCUAGAAUGAAGGUUGAGCAGGCAUAUCCCAUUGUUUUGAAAUGGCUCAUGCAUUUUGGGAGCAUAACAAUUAAAGAUAAUUAUGUUAAGCAAUUAAAGAUAAUUAUUUUCUGA